Theobroma cacao (cacao) is the source of this 1829-nucleotide messenger RNA. Its product is annotated as zinc finger CCCH domain-containing protein 67-like. The record is from RefSeq and is a predicted model, not a curated record. Lineage: Eukaryota; Viridiplantae; Streptophyta; Magnoliopsida; Malvales; Malvaceae. Gene Ontology annotation, molecular function: metal ion binding; mRNA binding.
AGAAAAAAAAAUGAAAAAGCCAAUUUGGUAUUUCAAAGACUUAAAAGGCUGAGCCUUGGAAGAUUUAUUUGUUCUUCACGUGAUCUAGGGCUGGAAGAAAACGUGGCUGAGGAGUGAGGAGUUGAGAAAAAAAAACCCAGAAUGGGAAGUUGUGAAGAAUACUACUCGUCACUACCAGAAACCCCAAACCAAACUCAAACAGAGUCUGCUUUAGGGUUUAACUCAAGUACCCUUUUGUCUAAUCUUUACCCUGGAACAGAAAAAGAAGAAGAAAGCCUUGUUGAAGGUCUUAAAAAUGUGACCUUGGAAGAGAGUGACAGGAAAAGCUACGCUGGAGAUGACAACAGUGAAAAUCUUCAAGUGGACUGGCAGAAUGGUGAGAAUUAUCAGUAUCCUUUAAGGCCUUAUGCUGAAGAUUGUAGCUUUUAUCUUAAAACUGGCCAUUGCAAGUUUGGUUUGAACUGCAAGUUUAACCACCCAGAUGGGGGUGGGUCUCAGGAUAAGGAGAACCAUAAAGGAUGGACUGCUGAGCAGACAGGGCAAAUUGAAUGCAAGUAUUACCGAGCCACUGGAGGGUGCAGAUAUGGAGAUGCUUGCAGAUAUAGGCACUCUAAAGAAGAUUAUGUAUUAGCUCCACUAGAAGUCAACUCCUUUGGCCUGCCAGUACAAGUGGGUAUAAAUGAGAAGAGGGAGCAGGAUGGCUCUGUGGAACAGACAGGGCAGAUUGAAUGCAAGUAUUACCUAACUUCAGGAGGAUGCAAGUAUGGAAACGCUUGUAGAUAUAGUCACUCCAAAGAGAAGUCUAGAUACCUGGAAAAGUCUGAGAUACCUCCUCCAGAACUUAACUUCCUAGGCCUGCCAAUUCGAAUGCUGGAGAAAGAGUGCCCUUAUUACAUGCGUACAGGUUCUUGUGCAUAUGGACCUAAUUGCAGGUUUAACCAUCCUGACCCCACUACUGCUGAAGGAUCCAACAUUUUCAGCUCAGACUCUUCUGGUUUUGGAGGCCAUUCUUCAGGGAAUUAUCAUCGUGAAUCCAGUCUUUUGCCAUUGUCAUCCAAACCAACUGCAGCUUCCUUGUCUUUGAAUAUGAUGCCAGAUAAGCAUGUUCCAUACUUGAAUCAGAGUUCAUCUUAUGCUCAUGGGAUGCAUCUAAAUUCUGAAUGGAAUGGACAUCAGGAAAAAACUAGUCAUUCUUACUCAGCUUCUUCAAUACCCAAUGCAAUAAAGAUGGCAGACAACUCCAAACUCCAUCAAGAGCAGAUACAAGCUGAUGAAUUCCCUGAACGACCUGGUGAACCUGAAUGUCCUUACUUUAUGAAAACUGGAUAUUGCAAGUAUAAGGCUGCCUGCAAGUUUCACCAUCCCAAGACUCGACCUUCAAAGCCACCUGUUUUUAUCCUUAGCAGUGCAGGCCUGCCUCUAAGACCUGAUAGAAAAAUCUGCUGGAACUAUGAGAAAUACGGCAUCUGCAAGUACGGAACCAGCUGUUUCUUUAACCAUCCCGAGAAUCAUUUCUCAUCAGCUGGCCCGGUCGACUCCAUUCCAUAGUCUCUUCAUUAGGCAUCCAUGGUACAACAUUUGCAGGGGACCAAAGUGGUGGAUUUGAGAUAGACUGUGGGCUUUGUACAGAAGCUGCUUAGGUUUUGACUGCAUCUAUGAACAAUCUCCCUUUAAGCACCCCCACUUCUAACUCCAAUGUGCAUGAUCAUGUGCUUCCUUUUGUUUUUAUCCCCAAUUUACAGUUCUUUUGGUCUGAUAAAAAUCCAAUUUGAGAAAAAGAAAUAAUUUUUUCUUUUUCUUUUUUCAUUAAUUAUAGUGUUUUCCCUAAA